Molecule: messenger RNA, 603 nt
Organism: Drosophila guanche
Lineage: Eukaryota; Metazoa; Arthropoda; Insecta; Diptera; Drosophilidae
Product: serine protease 1
Exons: 2
Coding region: 1-603 (200 amino acids)
Biological process (GO): proteolysis
Molecular function (GO): serine-type endopeptidase activity
Source: RefSeq, a predicted model, not a curated record
AUGCAAGUUUUGGUAGUAAUUCUUUUAGGCUUCACAGUGUCUGCUGCUCUGUUCAAUGGUGAACGAGCGCCCCAUCUCGUGUUCAUGGCCUUCCACAACAACAAUCAGCGGUGCAGUGGCACCAUCGUUGAGGAAAACUGGAUACUCACGGCACGCUCCUGCCUAACAUCCAGCAUGGGAGUGACCAUUUACUUUGGAAUGGGACCCGGCCGAUACUCGAUUUAUGUGUGUAGCUCACAGUAUGUGAAAGACAACGAACAUCUCGCUCUGGUGCUCGUACCUCUGUGGGUCAGCAACUGCGGCUGGGGCAGCACUGAACCCACAAAUGGAAAUCAACCCAACAGGCUGCAGUGUGUCAACCUGCAGAUCAUGCCCAAAAACGAGUGUGGUCUGGACUCUAUCAACGAACGCAUUCUGUGCACACGUCCAGUCAGUGGAAUGUCCAACUGCUUCAGCGAUGUCGGCAAUCCUUUGGUCACGGGAGUGUACCCCAUUUUGGUGGGGCUGUCUCUGUCUGAAUGUAGGCCGGGACUGCCAGCUAAGUUCGCUGGGAUUAGCAGCCAUUUUAACUGGAUACGGCAGCACACCGGCAUCUACCACUGA